AUUUUUGAUUUCGAUAUCAUUUUCAGUUUCCACGCCCGCUCUCUCGUUCUCAUCAUGAUUCUCACUCCAUGCAUUCGUUUUUUAGCACCCAUAGUGCUUCCCAUUGCCCUAUUUGUUGGUUUUGUCUCCCUCUUGCAGAGAUGGAUCCUCUUCGUCUGUUACAUUUCCUCUGGGAUCGUGGCCCUGGGUGCAACAAUGUCGGCUCUUAUUUACUGGGCUUUUCGCGUCGUGUACGCGGAUCAUUGUGAUAAAAAGGACGCUGGAUCUAUGGGAGCCCGUCUCGUGCCGCGUGCACAAGGGAGAUGGCCUGGUAAUAUCGACAUACUGGCUAAAUCCAUGUACGUAUGGGCUGAGGGAUAUCCUAGCGACGGUUUCGACGAGAUGAUAGAUGCACAUGGAAGCAUCUUCAACCUUCGCAUGCUAUGGUCGGACAUGGUCUUCACGACAUCACCAAAGCACAUCCAGCAGAUUCUUGCCACAGAAUUCGAGAAUUUCGAGAAAGGUCAAAGGUUCCAAUAUGCUAUGAAAUCUGUGCUAGGUGUCGGGGUAUUCAAUGCUGACGGUAAACUGUGGAAGUUCCAUCGAUCAAUGACACGGCCUUUCUUUACGCGAGACAGGAUCACUCAUUUCGAUUUGUAUGACCGACAUGCAGAUGCAGCAAUCUCUCAGAUGAAGCGUAGGCUUCGCAGUGGUUAUGCCGUGGAAUUUCAGGAUCUAAUGGGCCGGUUUACAAUGGAUUCUGCAACUGAUUUCCUAUUCGGUUCUUGCGUUAACAGCCUCUCAGCGACACUACCUUAUCCGCAUGGCGCUUCUCUUAUCCUGGCAGAGUCUGAUAACACCCGUCGUAAUGAAGCCAAUGUGUUCGCGGAGGCAUUCCUCAAAGCACAACGCACUCUGGCAAAUCGAAUACGUCAAGGGGGGAUAUGGCCGCUCUUUGAGAUCACAAACGAUGAAACAGAAACUCCCAUGAAGAUAGUGCAUGGCUUUGUGGAGCCUAUCAUCGAUGCAGCCCUCCGAAAACAGAAAAUAUCCGUCUCCAAGAAGAAGGAUCUUAGUGAAAUUGGCGACGAUGAGACGUUGCUAGACCAUCUCGUCAGCAUGACAUCUGAUCAGGUCGUCAUUAGGGAUGAAACGUUGAAUAUUUUAUUAGCCGCACGCGAUACUACUGCAGCGACACUUACUUUAAUCGUCUACUUUUUGUCCAUGUAUCCUGACACUUGCUCGCGCCUCAGGGAGGAAAUCCUAAGAAGAGUAGGUCCCAACCGCAUGCCUACUUUUGAAGAUAUAAAAGAAAUGAAAUACUUGAGGGCAGUUAUUAAUGAGACGCUGCGAUUGUACCCUAUUGUUCCGUUCAAUGUCAGAGAUUCAAUCAACGCGACGACCUUUCCUUCAGAUAAUCCUUCCGAAAAGCCACUCUAUAUUCCUGCGCAUACGACAAUACUUUACUCUGUCUUUCUCAUGCAUCGCCGAAAAGAUCUCUGGGGCCCUGACGCUGAAGAAUUCGACCCCAACCGUUUCCUGGACCACCGGCUCAAAAAAUACCUGACUCCUCACCCCUUCAUUUUCCUUCCUUUCAACGCGGGACCGAGGAUAUGCUUGGGGCAGCAGUUUGCGUAUAACGAAAUCUCUUUUAUGCUUGUCCGGCUCUUGCAGACCUUUUCUUCUUUUAAAUUCUGCGGGGAGGCUCUGCCGAAUGAGUGCCGUACUCCAGCAGAUUGGACAAAGUGCAAUGGGAGAAAGGCAGUUGAUAAAUUCUGGCCAAGAAGUACGUUGACCCUGUAUAGCGCGGGUGGUUUGUGGAUUAAGGCCACCGAAGCCGAUAGGGCUUGAAUGUAAAUUGCAUCCAAAAAAUUGAUACCCAUGCUCCGAUA
Messenger RNA from Guyanagaster necrorhizus, 1871 nucleotides. RefSeq names its product cytochrome P450 monooxygenase pc-3. Lineage: Eukaryota; Fungi; Basidiomycota; Agaricomycetes; Agaricales; Physalacriaceae. The coding region runs from base 196 to 1830 and encodes 544 amino acids. The transcript is spliced from 15 exons. Gene Ontology annotation, molecular function: heme binding; iron ion binding; oxidoreductase activity, acting on paired donors, with incorporation or reduction of molecular oxygen. The record is from RefSeq and is a predicted model, not a curated record.